AUGUUUUCUCGUACAUCCACCGUCGCCUUCGCCCUAGCGACAUUGCCAUCAUUCACAGCAGCAUUACCACCUCGAUCGAAUGUCUGCAAUGUUGAGCAACCUACUGAUGGCACAGAUGCGGUGCCGAAUAUCCUCGAUGCCAUUGACAAGUGUGGGACAGAUGGACGGAUCGUGUUUAGCGAGACUACGUACAACAUCUCAUCAGUCAUGAAUACAUACUUGACGAAUGUGGAAGUGGAUGUUCAGGGGACGCUGCAGUGGUCAACGAACAUCGACCACUGGCUCAAUACCAGCCUUCCUGUCGGUUACCAGAAUCAGUCUACGGUUUGGAUCUUUGGCGGUGAUAAUGUCUGGCUUCAUGGUGGAGGAGUUGGGACGUUCAACGGAAGUGGUCAGGUUUGGUAUGAGUCAAUUAUUGCUUUCUUCGAUAACUAUCCAAGACGCCCGCACCAAAUCACCCUCGGCAACCUGACCAACUCCGCCAUAACCGGCCUCAACUUCUACCAAUCCCAAAUGUGGACCAUGUCCAUCAUCAACUCCAGCGACCUCCACCUCGACUCCAUCACCAUCAACAACUCCGACGCCCGCCCAGGCCACGGGUACCCGCAAAACACCGACGGCGCCGACACCCUCUUCUCCAACAACAUCACCUUCACCAACUGGACCGUCGAGUCCGGCGACGACGCCAUCUCCUGCAAAGCGAACAGCACCAACAUCCACAUCGCCAACUGUACCUUCCACCACACGAACGGUCUCGCCAUGGGGAGCAUCGCACAAUACAACGACAACUUCGAAAUCAUCGAGAACGUCACUGCCACGAAUAUCUCUUUCUACGACUCCACCCAAGCCGCCUACCUCAAAACCUGGGCGGGAAUCCCCUCCGGCAACAACACCUACGGGCCCUACCCACCCAAUGCCGGCGGGGGCGGACGAGGCUAUAUCAAAAAUCUCACCUUCUUCGACUUCACCGUCUCCAACAUCGGCCAGGGAAAAUUCGCCCCUUUCAGUAUCACGCAGUGCUAUUUCGCCAACGAGUCCAUCCCGAAUAUUUGCGACAGCAGUACCAUGCAGAUUUCGGAUGUUGUGUGGGAGGAUGUAAGGGGGACGGUGAAUAAUUCGGGAGGGGAUGUGGGCAGUUUUCAGUGUAGUGGCAGGGUUCCUUGUACGGGGAUUGAGGUUAGGGAUGUGGAUUUGAGGGAUGUGGGGGACGGGAGUGUGCUGGGGGGGGGGUAUCUUUGUAGUAAUGUUAGUGAGCCCGUGGGGUUUGAGUGUACGGGGGUUACGGGGCAGACUUGA
This is a messenger RNA of Zasmidium cellare ATCC 36951, 1296 nucleotides long. Its product is annotated as glycoside hydrolase family 28 protein. Gene Ontology annotation, biological process: carbohydrate metabolic process. The record is from RefSeq and is a predicted model, not a curated record. Lineage: Eukaryota; Fungi; Ascomycota; Dothideomycetes; Mycosphaerellales; Mycosphaerellaceae. Gene Ontology annotation, molecular function: polygalacturonase activity. The coding region runs from base 1 to 1296 and encodes 431 amino acids. The transcript has 3 exons.